Molecule: messenger RNA, 2346 nt
Organism: Symbiodinium natans
Lineage: Eukaryota; Dinophyceae; Suessiales; Symbiodiniaceae
Source: the annotation of a GenBank genome assembly
AUGCCACCCAGCUUCAUGGCGUUCGCGUCAGUGCAUUUGCGCAGCCUUUUGGCCCUGUGCUGCUUGCAACAGUCAGGCGUUAGACUGGAGUCGCACAGUACAGAGGCAAUGUUGCUCAGCGUGUUGCCUGCACUUGUCGCACUGAGCUUGGCCGGUCCCCUGGAAAGCGGAGGCAGUCAUGCGGCCGGUUGCCGGAAUUCUGACGAAACCAUUCUCCUCCAAGCCAAGCGAGCAGGAACGGAAACUUCCCUUGCCAAUUCCAAGGCCCGCGGUUCGAGGUGGCGCCGACGCCGACAUGGAGAGUACGGUCACUACGGUUACAGCUACAGCUACGGCCCUCGCGCAACGACAGCACUUCCCACGUCGACGUCAACGACAACAACCACAUUGCUCAUCGACGUUGCGACUGUUCAGGUCGUAUUGCCAGUCAAUGGCAGCAUUGGCCCGAGCAAUGGAGACUUCUCUCUGCUCUCGUCCGGGUCAGCACAGACAUUUGAUUUUCCGCCCUUUGUACCCAUUGCAUCUGCCUGCUUUGCAACCUCCACUCCUGUAACGUUUGGCAGCGUUCAGACAAGUGAAAUCCGGGAACCCUCCGGCCUGGCGGCCAGCCGGGUCAAUCCAGGAGUUUACUGGGUCAGUGACAGCAGUUCGGCUACGAAGCUCUAUGCCAUCAAGCGGAAUGGCGAGUACGUGGCCAGAGUCUCUCUCGGUUCUGUGCCUCCCUUGGCGGAUAUCGCCGCGGGCCCAGGCCCGGAGCCGGGCGCCCAUUACCUCUACCUGGCCGACAUUGAGGACAAAUACCGAAACAGAGGUACUCUCACGCAGAUCUACCGCAUCAAGGAGCCGGUCAUUCCAGAAGGGUGGGACCCGAACAACGACAUUCAGGUGAGCGGCGGAAAUACCUUCAUUGUCAGGUUCUCGGACCUACGACGCGACUCUGAGGCAAUCUUUGUUGACCAGCGCAGCAGCGGCCGGGUGUACAUGCUGACCAAAGGGGACGGUGGCAGGAUGGGCCAGUAUGAGGUAAAUUGGCGCGGAGGUGAGCUCUUCUAUGUGGACGUGCCUGAAAUUGCCGAUGCUUUGUUCUGGCAACCGACUCCCUUCAAUGUGCAUCUCACACCGUGGGUGACUGGCGCAGACAUGACGCCUCAAGGAGAUGCCAUUAUUGUCCGGAGCGAUUCGCAAAUCAUGAGCUUUUCCGUUUUUAGAGAUGGGCCCGUGGAAGAUGCCAUGGCGGAAGGGCCGUGCUACAUCGAAAGUCCGCCCGAGAGAGAGGGAGCAGGCGUCGCCUUUGCGGCAGACGGCAGCAGCUACCUGACCGUGUCUCCGGGCGACUUCCCGCCUGUGUGGUGGUUUGCCAUUCCGUCUGCCUCUACCUCUUCUCUCCUCCUCCAAGGCGGCGGGAGAUCGUGGUUGGCAGCCGAUGAGCGCAUUCCACCUUCUCCUGGCUAUGCAUUGGCCGUGGAGCUGCUCAGCAAUGAGACAGGGCAGGAGAGCUUGAGAACAUGGUACGCGGCCUUCCUCGGUGUCAACGAGAGCUUUGUUUCGGUGACGCUGCCAAGCACAGCGUCAUUGUGGCAAGCAGGCGCCAUCCGUCGCUCCAUCCAUCCCAGCCUACUGCAGACUCUGCAGGCCAACCAGUCUGACGGCAAUCGGACCAACCAAACCUUUGUGGCUGUUGGCUUCGAGGUUCGAGCCGAAGGAACGGAGAGCUUCAAUCCGGUUUCCUUCCAGCUCGAAGACCCCGGUGUGCAAGGGAAGUUGGUCCGUCAGAUUGUUCCAGCUUUGGGCGAGUUUUUCCCAGGCCUUGGUGAGCUCAUUGUGGGGCCAGCCUUCAUCGGUUCGACCGGCAGUUCAGUACUGGCAAGCAACGCCAAUCCAUCAACCUGGAUCAACGAGUUUCACUACCAGGAUCAAGGUUUCGAUUCCCGGCAAGGGGUCGAGAUCGCCGGACCAGCCGGGUCCAUUGUCCUUUACGACGCCGUUGGGGGCGUCCAGUACAAUGCCUUCACUUUCUCGGGGCCGCUGACAAACGCGUUUCAAGGCUACGGCUUCUUGGCAAUUCAAAACAUUGCCGACUUUCGGGAAGCCGGCGGUAUAGCGCUGGUGGCGGCGGAUGCCACUUCUGUCCUUCAGUUCCUCUGCUAUGGGGGCGCGUUCACUGCAACGGAUGGACCGGCAGCCAGCCAGACGUGUGUGGAUGUUGGUGUGACCGAGCCUCCUGGCGGCUCUGAACAAAACUCAUGCCAGCUGAGAGGCUCAGGAAAAUGCUACUCAGACUUUGCCUGGCAAUGUCAAAUUCCUCAAACAUGGGCUGCGAGAAACAAUGCGCAGAACUUUCUGUGA